UGCGCAACGACCGUAUGACGUAUCACGUUCGGGGGCUAACCACUCUUGCGUUACGGAAAUAGAAUGACGUGCUUAUUGUUAUUCCUACAUUUGACCAGGAACAGAUGCAACAGCAGUUCGGCGGAAAGGUUGCUGUACAGAUGAGGAGGGCUCGCCUGGUUGACCCGGUGUGUCACCCUCUCCGUUGCCAUGGCAACGCCCUAUUUCCCCACAUUCCUGCUCCUCCUCUUCCUGUCCUCCUUCGCCCUCUUGCUCCUGAUCCUCCUGCCCCCCGUCGCCCCGUCGAACCCCUCCUCCGGCUCCCCUCCUCCCUCGCCCUGGCGGUCGCUCCCCUGCGGCCUGGGUCAGUCCUGGGCCGUCCGGCUCCACUCGGGCCCCCGUCGUGAGGGAGAAGAUGGCGGACAGAGCUCUGUGCACCUGGACGUGAUAGCCAACAGGGUUGCAGAGAAGGCUGGGCUGAAGAACCACGGCCAGAUCGGACAGCUAGAAGGUCACUACCUGCUGUGCUCUGCCACGCCCGGAUCCGCGGCCGGCAUUUGGAGCAGGAGUUCCCGGCCCGGUGACGUCCUGGCGGCCCACCCUCACGUCCUGUGGCACUCCCAGGAGAGAGUGCUGAGCCGCUCCAAGAGAUCGAUGGCCUUCAACGAUCCCAACUACCCCAAACAGUGGCACCUGCACAAUCACCUCAAUAAGGGAAUGGACAUCAACGUAACCGGGCUGUGGGAGCGCAACAUCACUGGCCGAGGAGUCACGGUGGUGGUGGUAGAUGACGGGGUGGAGCACACCCACAAGGACAUCCACCCCAACUAUAGUGCAGAGGGCAGUUACGACCUGAACUCCAAUGACCCGGACCCCAUGCCUCACCCGGACGUCCACAGCGACAACCACCACGGGACGCGGUGUGCCGGAGAGAUCGCAGCCGUUCCCAACAACAGCUUCUGUGCCGUGGGGGUGGCCUACGGCAGCAAGGUGGCAGGCAUCAGAGUGCUGGACGGCCCGUUGACAGACAGCCUGGAGGCCAUCGCCUUCAACAAGCACUACCAGGUCAACGACAUCUACAGCUGCAGUUGGGGUCCAGAUGAUGACGGACACACCGUGGAUGGACCCCAUCCCCUGGGCAAGGCGGCGCUGCAGCACGGGGUGAUCGCAGGCAGACAAGGCUUCGGCAGCAUCUUUGUGGUCGCCAGCGGCAACGGAGGUCAAUACAACGACAACUGCAACUACGACGGCUACGCCAACUCCAUCUACACCAUCACAAUCGGAGCGGUUGAUGAGCAAGGCAGGAUGCCCUUCUAUGCUGAACAGUGUGCGUCCAUGCUGGCUGUCACUUUCAGCAGCGGGGGAAGCACGCUGAGGAGCAUUGUGACGUCGGACUGGUCCAUGCAGAGGGGCACCGGCUGUACCGAGGGCCACACCGGCACGUCCGCCGCGGCCCCGCUGGCGGCGGGCAUGGUGGCCCUCAUGCUGCAGGUCCGUCCCUGUCUCAGCUGGAGGGACGUCCAGCACAUCAUCACCUUCACGGCCACCAAGUGUGACAGCAGUGCCGACUGGAGGGUGAACGGUGCCGGUUUCCACCACAGCCACCAGCACGGCUUCGGCGUGCUCAACGCAUGGAGACUCGUCAACGCCGCCAAGGUGUGGGAGUCGGUGCCGUUUCUCGUGUCCUAUCAGAGUUCAGUGAUAAAGGAGGAAGCGCCCGUUCCCAAUUAUCCGGACGAGCUGGUCCGAACCUGGAAAGUCUCUGCCGACGACCUCAGACAAUCUGGAAUGGAGACACUGGAGCACGCCGCCGUCACCGUGACGAUCACCCACCCUUGCCGCGGCAGCGUGCAGAUUGUGCUGGUCUGCCCCGGCGGGAUGACAUCGGUCAUCGGGGCGCGUCGCGCCAUCGACAGAGACCCGUCGGGCUACCAGGACUGGACCUUCUCCACCGUGCGCUGCUGGGGAGAGAGGGCAGAAGGCCAGUACACCCUCAAGAUGACCGACGACAAAGAGUCGACACUCGCGCAGUGUGCCGCAACGGGGGUGUUGAAGCAGUGGCAGCUGACCCUGUACGGCUCCUCCAUGACCGCCAGCGAGGUCCAGGACAGGCGGAGGCUGGUGGAGGAGGCUAUGAGCGGCAGGUACCUGGACAGCAGCUUCUCUCUGCCCUGCCCCCCAGGCCUGGACAUCCCUCCAGAGAUCGUCCGCCCCUUCACCUCCAACAACCUCAAGUUCCUGCUGUUGCUGGGCUGCUUUGCUCUUUUCUGGUCCCUGUACUACACACUGGAGGUCACACUGGCCCACCUGGACCUCAGGGGCCUCCUCUGCCUGCGCAGGAGACGGGGAGGUCACCGGGCCAGGGGAGGGCGCCGAGGGAGAGGAGUGGAGGACGCGUUGUUGGAGGAGGAAGUGGGGGAUGAGGAGGAGGAGGAGGAGCAGCAGCACGACUCUGGGGUGGAGCUGCAGGCGGUGUUGGACUCCGACGCCAAAGCGCCGCUUUUGAAUGGGGAGCGGCUGGCGACAUAGCACCAGGCCGGGGGGGGUCGGGGUCAAAGUGAGGGUCCGGCCUGAGUUUAAUGUCUGCGUCUAGAUUUAUACACUGAGAAGAACUGAGCUCACCGAUUGGUGGGAUGUACUUGACCAACACCUGUGGGUCUUUAAA
Molecule: messenger RNA, 2644 nt
Organism: Cyclopterus lumpus (lumpfish)
Lineage: Eukaryota; Metazoa; Chordata; Actinopteri; Perciformes; Cyclopteridae
Gene: pcsk7
Product: proprotein convertase subtilisin/kexin type 7
Exons: 17
Coding region: 190-2508 (772 amino acids)
Biological process (GO): protein processing
Cellular component (GO): Golgi membrane; trans-Golgi network
Molecular function (GO): serine-type endopeptidase activity
Source: RefSeq, a predicted model, not a curated record